ACGUUGAAUAUUUUUAACUACGUCAUGCAUUAGCCUGUUUAAAUUUUCGUUCCUACUAUAAAUAUCGAUAUGCACUAUUUUACCACAGAGUAGGGAUGCAACAUCCCUAUUUUUUGCCUAAGCUAUCUUCACACCAUGUUAUUCAAUUUAUAAAGCUAAAUUCACGCUACAGUUUCAACGCUAUAAAUAAGUAUAUUGGCAACACUGUAUCCCUGACACCUGGUGCCUAAUGAUUCUUGUGUUUAUGAUUUGUAAAUAAAUAAUGUUGUUUAAUUGGUAACAACAGUAAAAGAAUUGAAAUUAUGUGUUACAAAUUAUUCUUUUGACAAUAUUUUUUGUUGAUAUUAUAAUCGAAAUGUAAAUUACAUUAUUUAACUGACGAAUUUGCAGAAAGACAAAUUGACUACGUUUAAAUAAGUGUUUGUAAAUAUGACAACAUUGAAAGGCAUUUUCCCUGAUUUAAAACCAGUAAGACGGAAAAAUUUUAUACAUGAAAAUGUAAAAAAUCUUCAUCGUAUGAAAAAAUGCAUAGAUACAAAUAUAGAAGAGCCACAGAAAUUACAUAGUAGAAAAAAGAUUAAUAAUAAUAAUCAUUCCCAUAAUUGUAAUUAUACUGAAGAUAUUUUAUCAAAAGUAAAUACAAAUUUGCAAGUAAAGAAACAAGAAAGCAUUCAUACAAAAGGUGCCAUAAAUCAUAAAUUAAAUCAGCAACGAGAAUUUUGUAAAAGGACUAGUGCCCCAGUAUUAAAGGAAAAUACUGCUUGUACAAAGAAAACCAUGCAUUUAACUAAUAACAAUAUGACAAUUAAUCAAAAGAAAGAAGGGCACAAACAAUCACAAAGAUCUGCAAAAAGAUUGCAUGGGAAAGUUUUGUCAGAUUCUACGUUAUCAUACAUAUCACCCAGAGAAAUAGAUAAAAAUGUUAAAAAUCAAAUUGAAGUUAAAAGCCAAGGUAUUCAAACAUUGAAUACAACAGAAAUUGAUCACUUAUAUUCUGAAGGGAUUAUAAAAUAUCCUUCCAAAAAAAAUUUUAAUGAGUCGCUAAACAAGAACAAAAGAAAUCAAGAAAUUGAUAAAUCUUCAAGUGAUGCAGUAAAUUUAGCUGCUGAACAGGGAGAUACACAGAUUGUAGAAAAAACCCUGGAAGACAAAAAUGAUUCAAAAAAUCUUAAAGCUUUUUCUUCCAAAGAAGAAACAGAUUUUAUUAAAUUAAACAGAGAACAUUGUUCUACUACUAAUAAAGUAGCUACACCGAUUAAAAAUACUAACAGUCACAACAACUGCAAAUAUAAUAAUAGUAACACUAAUACUCCUAUUGCUAAUCAUCGUAUGGGUGUAGUUCCAAAGUACAUUAAAGAAAGAAAGGAAACUCUAGAAAAAAUACAGAAAGCUAAAACGGAAGAAUUGGAUGCCAAUUGCCCAGAUGGUCAUGUCCUUUUGCCUGACCACGAACGCAAGGAAACAUUACGUGUAUUACGAAAAAAUUAUCAAGAUUACGUAAACGAAUUAAAUAUGAUGCCAAUAAAAGUAGACACACUGAGAGCACAGCGACGAAAAAUAGAAAUAGAAAAACAACUGAACAAAUUAGAAGAGGGAAUAAAGGUCUUUUCAAGACCUAAGGUUUAUGUAAAAAUGAAUGAAUAAAUGGUUAUUUUGUUGCACAAAAUA
Molecule: messenger RNA, 1668 nt
Organism: Megachile rotundata (alfalfa leafcutting bee)
Lineage: Eukaryota; Metazoa; Arthropoda; Insecta; Hymenoptera; Megachilidae
Cellular component (GO): cytoplasmic microtubule
Source: RefSeq, a predicted model, not a curated record